AUGUCCCUCUACUUCGAUGCAGUCGCAAUCCUGACAGCCCCCUCGUCAGGAGGCUCAUUCAAAUCCCGCAUCUACAGCGCCAGGAACCUACGAGCUUCCCCAGCCCAAAUCUACGCGCUAACCACCGAAGCCGCAAAAUGGGAUACCGUACUAGCAGAUGUGAUUGACAAAUCGGGGAUCUUGGCUCUAGAGCGAAAGCUCUCGCCUCUUCUGGCCCUCCUACUAGUUCACGAUCACUUGCUCGCGAAAAAAGGCAUUGCUGCACCCGCAACGCAUACACUCCGCCAAGCCGUCGAGCGACACAAAGCCCGACUCAAGGCCGAGUUCACGAAAGCACGUGUCCGCUACGGCUGUGCCACGGUCCAAGAAUUCAAAGCUGCCGUGAUUCGAGAGAAGAGAGUCGCAGAUGGGACGAGCCAUUUCGUCUACCCGCGGUGGGUGCGAAUUAACAAUGUUCGCACGACGCUAGAUGAACAGCUUGAGACGACUUUCAAGGCGUAUCGGCGGGUAGAGACGUUGGCUGAAUUGGCGACUGAGGAGGAAGGCAAGCCUGAGCCACGACUGUUUAUUGAUCCUAAUAUUCCUGAUUUGGUGGCUGUGCCUUUUGGUGCGGAUUUUACCUCUUCGGCUGCGUAUAAGAAUGGUGAAAUUAUUCUGCAGGAUAAGGCUUCGUGUUUCCCUGCGUAUCUUCUUUUGGGGGAUCGGGGUGCUGAGGAUGCCUGGGAAGGCGAUUUGGUUGAUGGGUGUGCGGCGCCGGGUAAUAAGACUACGCAUUUGGCUUCUUUGUUGGCUAAGCAGCAGAAGGGGAAGGCCAAGAGUGAUCAGAUGAUUUAUUCCAUGGAUGCAUCGACGAUGCGCUCCAAGACUCUGCAGAAGAUGGUUGGUCUUGCGGGGGCUGACUCUGUUACUGUAUUGCAGGGUCAGGAUUUCCUGGCUCUUGACACGGAGGAUGAGCGUUUUGCGAACGUCACUGGUUUGCUUCUGGACCCCAGUUGCUCGGGUAGCGGUAUCAUCGGCCGUGACGACGUUCCUCAGUUCACAUUACCUACCUCACAGUCCAAGGGUCCCAAGUCGCAUGGCAAGAAGCGCAAGCGCGAGGACGAAGAGGCCAUCGAAUCAAAGGCUACUCCUGGAACAGCACAGGCCGCUCCCACUGACGAAAAUGAUAUCGCCGAUGGUGUCGACCCGGAGCGUCUGACUAAAUUAUCCAGCAUUCAAGCAAGGAUUGUCGAGCACGCUCUCGGCUUUCCCAGUGCUACACAUGUCACGUAUAGUACCUGUUCAAUUCAUUUGAUCGAGAACGAGGGUGUGGUGGAGCGCAUUUUGAAUACCAAGGUUGCCAAGGAGCGUGGUUGGAGACUCCUCCGACGUGACGAGCAGCCUGAUGGCUUGCGCCGAUGGAGCAAGCGUGGUGUUCGUGAGGAAAAGCCUGCUGAAGGCGAAACUGGGCCUUCUGGGUCGGUGAAGCUUUCCGACGAGGCAUUGGAGGCUUGCAUUCGGUCCUGGCAAGGUGAUGCGGAGGGUCUUGGUGGAUUCUUUGUUGCUGGCUUUGUCCGCGAUCCUACCCUUGCUACAGUUGCCCUAGUAGAGACCGAGGACGAGAACGAAAAGGAUGAAGGGACUGAAGCCGCAACCGCCGAAGAGGAAUACGAAGACGAGGACGAAGAGGACUGGGGUGGCUUCUCGGAUUAG
This is a messenger RNA of Penicillium salamii, 1692 nucleotides long. The record is from the annotation of a GenBank genome assembly. NCBI's taxonomy places the organism in Eukaryota, Fungi, Ascomycota, Eurotiomycetes, Eurotiales, Aspergillaceae.